Ananas comosus (pineapple) is the source of this 2168-nucleotide messenger RNA. Its product is annotated as protein NRT1/ PTR FAMILY 6.3-like. Gene Ontology annotation, cellular component: membrane. NCBI's taxonomy places the organism in Eukaryota, Viridiplantae, Streptophyta, Magnoliopsida, Poales, Bromeliaceae. Gene Ontology annotation, molecular function: nitrate transmembrane transporter activity. Gene Ontology annotation, biological process: oligopeptide transport; response to nitrate; transmembrane transport. The record is from RefSeq and is a predicted model, not a curated record.
UAUAAAUAUGACCAUCUUAGCCCUCUUUGCUGCACCCCCAAUCCCAAACUGGAUUUACUCACUUGACCCCCUAAACUCUCUCUCUCUCUCUCUCUCUCUCUCUCUCUCUAGAUCACUCUUUAUCAUCACUUUCUAAAGAAGAGGAAGAAGAGGAUGGUAGGGCUCCCAGAAACUGAUGGACAAGGAAAGAUACUAUCUGAUGCAUGGGACUACAAGGGCCGGCCGGCCGUCCGAUCGCAAUCGGGCGGCUGGGCCAGCGCCGCCAUGAUCUUAGUGGUGGAACUGGUUGAGAGGCUGGCGACGCUGGGGAUCGCGGUGAACCUGGUGACGUACUUGACGGGGACAAUGCACCUCGGCAACGCUGAGGCGGCGAAUGCCGUCACCAACUUCUUGGGCACCUCCUUCAUGUUCUGCCUCCUCGGCGGAUUCAUCGCCGACACCUUCCUCGGCCGAUACCUUACCAUCGCCAUCUUUGCCGCCAUCCAGGCCGCCGGAGUGACCAUCCUCACAAUUUCCACCGCCGCUCCAGGCCUGCGCCCGCCGCCGUGCGUAAACUCCUCCAAUGCCACCACCAGCGGCGGUGGCAGCUACUGCGCGCGCGGGUCGGCCAUGCAGCUCGGCAUGCUCUACGCCGCACUCUACCUGACGGCGCUCGGCACCGGCGGGCUCAAGUCGAGCGUGUCGGGGUUCGGCUCCGACCAGUUCGACGACCGCGACCCGCGGGAGAAGUUGCUGAUGAUGCGCUUCUUCAACUGGUUCUUCUUCUUCAUCAGCCUCGGUUCGCUCCUCGCCGUGACCGUGCUCGUCUACGUGCAGGAUGAGCUCGGCCGAUGGUGGGGGUAUGGCGCGUGCGCCGCAUCGAUCGUCAUCGGCCUUGCAGUGUUCUUGUCGGGGACGAGGAGAUACCGGUUCAAGAAGUUGGUGGGGAGCCCGCUGACGCAGUUCGCGGCGGUCGCGAUUGCCGCGUGGAGGAAGCGGCGGUUGGAGCUGCCGUCCGACCCGGCGAUGUUGUACGAUGUCGAUGCUGUGGCAGCGGCGGCGACCGGAGAGGAAAAGGGUGCUGGAGGAAGAAGCAAAGGGAAGCAAAAAUUGCCUCAUACUAAACAGUUCAGAUGUUUGGAUCAUGCCGCCAUUAUCAACACCCCUGCGGUCGAAAGGCAAAGCAAAUGGCAACUAUCAACCUUGACAGACGUCGAAGAGGUCAAGACAGUGCUAAGAAUGCUUCCCAUUUGGGCGAUGACAAUCAUGUUCUGGACCGUCUAUGCCCAGAUGACCACGUUCUCAGUCUCUCAGGCCACCACCAUGGACCGCCGCAUUGGCCCGUCCUUCGAGAUCCCCGCGGGCUCCCUCACCGUGUUCUUCGUCGGCUCCAUCCUCAUCACCGUUCCCGUCUACGACCGCCUCAUCGUCCCUCUCGCCCACCGCCUCACCAACAACCCCUACGGCCUAACCCCGCUCCAACGCAUCGGCGUCGGCCUCGUUCUCUCCAUCCUCACGAUGGCCGCUGCUGCCCUGACCGAAAUCAAGCGCCUGAAGGUGGCCCGAUCGAGCCCGAACGAUUCAACUAUGCGGCUAAGUGUGUUUUGGCUUAUUCCGCAGUUCUUUCUAGUCGGCACAGGUGAGGCCUUCACAUACAUAGGGCAACUGGACUUCUUCUUGCGUGAGUGCCCGAAAGGAAUGAAAACCAUGAGCACCGGGCUGUUCCUGAGCACGCUUUCGCUAGGGUUUUUCGUGAGCUCGGUGCUCGUGUCAAUUGUACAUAAGGUGACCGGCAAGGGCGGCCGCAGGGCGUGGCUCGCAGACGACUUGAUGUACAACUUCUACUGGCUCCUGGCAUUGUUGUGCCUUCUGAACCUGGCGGUCUACUUGGUCGCAGCGCGGUGGUACGUCUACAAAGAGGGGCGGCCGGCGGUCGCGGAGAACGAUAGUAUGGCCGGGGUUGAGCUCACCGAGGCCGAGUCGUGUUACCAUGCAUGAACGAUGAGUCAUCGGAGUCGUCAUUGAUCGACGAAGGUCGACGUGACAUUUAUCGAUUAAAUAAUUAAUGAAUGUGUUAUAUCUACAAGGGCUUGUAUCAUGGUUGUGUCAUUACAAUUAUGUGUAUUUUUUUGGUUUUGGAAAUAACUUUAUCAUCCAUCAUAUAUAUAAGUUUUUGUUACUGGUGUAAA